GGAAGGAGAUACACCUCGCUGCUUUAAUGUUGCUUUCUCAUUUCAGAAUCCACACGGGUGAAAAACCUUUUGUCUGUGAUGAGUGUGGUGCCAGGUUCACUCAGAACCACAUGCUUAUCUAUCACAAGCGGUGUCACACAGGGGAGAGGCCUUUUAUGUGCGAGACGUGCGGGAAGAGCUUCGCCUCCAAGGAGUACCUGAAACACCACAACAGGAUCCACACGGGAUCCAAACCGUUCAAGUGCGAAGUUUGCUUCCGAACGUUUGCGCAGAGGAACUCGCUGUACCAGCACAUAAAAGUGCACACAGGUGAGCGGCCCUACUGCUGCGACCAGUGUGGCAAGCAGUUCACGCAGCUCAACGCGCUGCAGCGGCACCACCGCAUCCACACCGGCGAGAAGCCCUUCAUGUGCAACGCCUGCGGGCGAACCUUCACCGACAAGUCCACCCUCCGCCGGCACACGUCGAUACACGAUAAGAACACACCCUGGAAGUCCUUCCUCGUCAUUGUGGAAGGAGCAUCUAAGAACGACGAAGGUCACAAAACAGAGCUUCCCGACGAGGAGUACGACGUGUCACCUAAAAUACCCGAGAAGCUGCUGUCUUUCUCGGAGAACGGCCACUAUCAGAACGUCACUGCUGUCGCGGGGAGCGCGACGGCGCUGCACGACGGCGGAUCUGCCACGGGAACGGACCGUAAGUCAGACAGGACCCCGGGACCCCAGGAAGCCCUUAUAGCCACCACUCUGAGCGAGCUGACCGUGCUGCAGACGCAGACAGACUCCGUGCAGCCACAGCUUCACGCUCUGGUGAACAUGGAAUAA
Messenger RNA from Tauraco erythrolophus (red-crested turaco), 824 nucleotides. NCBI's taxonomy places the organism in Eukaryota, Metazoa, Chordata, Aves, Musophagiformes, Musophagidae. The record is from RefSeq and is a predicted model, not a curated record.